CCCCGCCUCCUGCCUGUUAGCAUCAUGGAUUAUGUUGUAUCCAAAUGCAGAUGCAGCCAGCUGGUCGAGAAUGGCUCCAGUAAGGCUCCCAGAGACUCCGGAGCUCGAUUUAACGUCUAACCAAAUGAUACAAGAGGUGUUGCAGGAGGUGGAGGAGUCGUGAACCUGAAGAUGAGGCGCCUGUCCAGAAAGAAAGCUCUGAGCCUGGUGAAGGAGCUCGACGCCUUCCCCAAAGUUUCGGAGAGCUACAUGGAGACAUCGGCAUCAGGAGGGACAGUGUCACUGUUAGCGUUUAGUGCCAUGGCACUUCUGGCUGUCUUAGAGUUCUUUGUUUAUCAGGACACGUGGAUGAAGUAUGAGUACGCCGUCGACAAGGAUUUUUCCAGUAAACUAAGAAUAAACGUUGACAUCACGGUUGCCAUGAAAUGCCAGCAUGUGGGAGCGGAUAUUCUGGACUUGGCUGAGACGAUGAUCACGUCCAGCGGCCUGCAGUACGAGCCUGUUAUUUUUGAACUGACGCCACAACAGAGACUGUGGCAAAGGACGUUGCAUCUCAUCCAGAGCAGGCUGAGAGAGGAACAUGCUCUACAGGAGGUCCUCUACAAAACACUGCUGAAAGGAGCUCCCACUGCUCUUCCACCUCGGGAGGAUGGCUCUACAGAGCCGCUUAAUGCCUGCAGGAUACAUGGACAUGUCUAUGUUAAUAAGGUGGCAGGAAACCUACACGUCACUGUGGGAAAGCCGAUUCAUCAUCCUCAGGGUCAUGCACACAUAGCAGCGUUUGUGAGCCAUGAGUCGUACAACUUCUCCCAUCGAAUAGACCAUUUGUCUUUCGGUGAGGAGAUCGCAGGCAUCAUAAAUCCUCUGGACGGCACAGAGAAAAUCACCCAUAACAAUAACCAGAUGUUCCAGUACUUCAUCACGGUGGUUCCCACCAAACUCAACACGUACAAGAUAUCAGCUGAUACACACCAGUUCUCUGUGACCGAGCGAGAGCGGGUGAUCAACCACGCCGCAGGCAGUCACGGCGUCUCCGGCAUCUUUGUUAAAUACGACACCAGUUCUCUAAUGGUGACGGUGAGCGAGCAGCACAUGCCGCUGUGGCAGUUCCUGGUGCGACUCUGCGGCAUCAUUGGGGGAAUAUUUUCCACGACAGGGAUGCUUCACGGCCUCGUCGGCUUCUGUUUCAACAUCAUCUGCUGCCGCUUCAAACUCGGGAUCUACAGGCCCAGAGAGGCUGUGCAGCUACACAACCAGAUGAAUAAUCUGAACCACCACCAGACCCCUCUGCUGGCUGACAACGCCCCUCCAGAGUAGCGUCCACAUCACCGGGGACGCAGAACUCCACUGAAAACAAAAUAAAGAGACUAAAGCUGUGAUGUUCACUUAUCAUUGCACUUGUAGGAGAUUUGCACCUUGUGACUUUGUCGUGUUUUAGUGGCUGUAGCUGCUGUUUUUUAUAGCUGUUGUAUUAAUUAGACGUAUAUUGUACUGAACGUGGUCUCACUGUGUUGUUACAUGUUGGAAGUGUUUAGUAAAUCCAUUUUUGUGGGUGAA
This is a messenger RNA of Melanotaenia boesemani (Boeseman's rainbowfish), 1557 nucleotides long. RefSeq names its product endoplasmic reticulum-Golgi intermediate compartment protein 2-like. Lineage: Eukaryota; Metazoa; Chordata; Actinopteri; Atheriniformes; Melanotaeniidae. Bases 172 to 1317 code for a protein of 381 amino acids. Gene Ontology annotation, biological process: retrograde vesicle-mediated transport, Golgi to endoplasmic reticulum; endoplasmic reticulum to Golgi vesicle-mediated transport. The record is from RefSeq and is a predicted model, not a curated record. The transcript has 14 exons. Gene Ontology annotation, cellular component: COPII-coated ER to Golgi transport vesicle; endoplasmic reticulum; membrane.